UAUUAUUUUUAAAUAAAAAUAUAGAUUUGAAAAACGAAAGCGAAAUGCUUUCUCCCCAGGAAAUGUUAUAAGAGCACACAAUGUUACCUAGCAACGCCGGACGCGCUUGUGAAUGGACUAAAACAUGGCAAAAUUUGUUCUUGCAGGAAAAGCAGAUUGUCCUCAUUACGCAAAAGCUGAGCUUCUUGCUGAUGUGCUGCAAAGAAACCUGCCAGAUUUCCACAUUCACAAGAUCUGUGUUCACCCCAGUGAAUGGAAGAUAUGGCUGGAGGACACCUGCGCAUCAAAUGGAUGGACACAUUCAAGCUCUCCUAUAGUAUGGAGGGAGCUGAUUGAUCGUGGGGGUAAAGGAAUGCUGAUCGGAGGCUUCAGUGAUUUCCUUGAGCAUGCUCAGGGUUACUAUGGCAUCACCUCAGAUAUGAACUCUGAUCUGAUGCUAAAAAUUGCAGUAGAGAAUCACCAAACUAAAGAGCUGUGUAUGAAGGAGGAAGUCCACCGACACGUGUCUCUCAGACCUCUGCACAUCUGGAUCAGCAGUGCUCUGAACCCCAUCUGCUACAGCCUCAUCCCUCAGUUGUUCACCCCAGGACUGUUUCCAGGUCUCCCCCUUUUCAGCCUUCACCUCAUGGACACCUGCGGCUCUGAGGAAAUGUUACGAGGACUCAAGAUGGAAACGGAAGACCUCGCCCUACCUCAGCUCCAUGAGGUCACUGUCCAUUCAGACCAGACACAGGCGUUUCAGGAAGCCCACUUCAUCAUCUUUCUGGAUGACCUGCAGCCUAUAUGUGAAAGUAACGAUGAGCCGGAUGACAAGGACCACAUGGUGAGCCGGGUUGCAGAAUGUUUCUGUUGCUAUGGGCAACUCAUCGAGGCGAAUGCACGGAAAGACGUACGAGUGAUCGUGGCGGGAGACUCCUUUAUUAAUCUGAAGUGCUCGCUGUUAAUUGAGAACGCACCCUCUGUUGACCCGCACAACUUUGUGGCGAUGACAACGCAGCUGGAAUGCGAGGCAAGAACUCAGCUUGCGCAGAAGUUGUCGGUAAAAACAGCAGACAUGACUAAUGUUAUUGUAUGGGGAAACAUCAGUGGCAGUUACCAUAUUGACCUGCAGAGGGCGAAGGUUUUCAGAUAUGAUGGCGCAAUUUGGGGACCAGAUGGUUUUUCUCAGCGAGUCAUGGAAAUGAUUUAUGAUUGGAAAUGGCUGGAGACAGAUUUUAUGACUUUAGUACAUAAACAUCGUGCCACAAUUUCGUCAAUGACCAACAAAGCCACAGCAAUAUCAUCAACCAAUGGAAUAAUGAGCAUUUUAAGGGCCUGGAAUAAUGAAUCUUCUCCAGAGGAAGUUUUCUCAUUGGGUGUACUUAGUACAGGGCAGUUUGGGAUUCCAGCAGGUUUGGUGUUUUCUAUGCCUGUGAGCUUCAGGAAUGGUCUCUGGUCAGUGCGGUCAGACAUUACUGUUACAGAUGAGUUGAGGGUAAAACUUGAUGCUUGUGCUGAUGAACUUAAAAUGGAGAGAGACAUUGCUGCUAGAAUACUGAAGAAAGAUGAAUGACGGCUCCCCAAAUGCAGACUUCAGUGACAUGACACAUCAUUAUUCUAAUAAGGAUUACUAUUUGUUAAGCUAUAUUUGCAUAAUCACAAUCUCAAUGCUUUAAAUGACAAGUGUGAUGAAACUGGCCCAUAAAAAUGUUCAGCUCAAUUCUUGAGAGACUCUUGUUGUUGAUAGUGCUAAUUACUAUUCAAGUCAUGCAAUUUCACCCAAAAAUGUGGGAAAUGUGGGAAUUUUAGAUGGAGGACCAUACUUUUUGUUUCAGGUUCUCACUCUUUUUCUAGUAAACACAAAUGUGAAUCAAUACCAGAAAAACUUUGUGCUUAAUCAAUAUGUUAAUAUGUUAUUCAGUCAUAGUUACCAUUUAUUGUUAUGCUAUUAUUUCCUUAAUCAAACUUUGAAAACUAAUUUUCCCCAUAGGUGGCCUCAACAAACUUCCAAAGGGGCUGGAGGAUGUCCUAAAAGUAUUUAAAUUAAUAAAGUAUUAUUACCUUA
This is a messenger RNA of Ctenopharyngodon idella (grass carp), 2044 nucleotides long. RefSeq names its product malate dehydrogenase 1B, NAD (soluble) (gene mdh1b). The record is from RefSeq and is a predicted model, not a curated record. Gene Ontology annotation, biological process: tricarboxylic acid cycle; malate metabolic process; oxaloacetate metabolic process. The transcript is spliced from 9 exons. Gene Ontology annotation, molecular function: L-malate dehydrogenase (NAD+) activity. The coding region runs from base 125 to 1552 and encodes 475 amino acids. NCBI's taxonomy places the organism in Eukaryota, Metazoa, Chordata, Actinopteri, Cypriniformes, Xenocyprididae.